Naegleria fowleri is the source of this 4146-nucleotide messenger RNA. RefSeq lists its product as uncharacterized. The record is from RefSeq and is a predicted model, not a curated record. Gene Ontology annotation, biological process: mitotic spindle organization; microtubule-based movement. The transcript is spliced from 3 exons. Bases 1 to 4146 code for a protein of 1381 amino acids. Lineage: Eukaryota; Heterolobosea; Eutetramitea; Acrasida; Naegleriidae. Gene Ontology annotation, molecular function: microtubule binding; microtubule motor activity; ATP binding.
AUGAUUAAAAUACCUCUCACAGCAAAAUUUCCUUCAUCACCAGGAUUAACACCACACCGAGACUGCGAGAAUUCAAUCGCUACUACAUCAUUUCCAACGAGCAUUCAUGCUGCUUCUGGUUCCUCCAAUAAUUCCAUUUCAUCACCCUCCAUAACAACAAGAACCGCAUCAUCAAAGGUUCCACACAAAGCAGUGCGAGUCAUCUCUCGUGUUCGUCCAUUGCUGCCCGAUGAAUUUGAAAAAUCCAACUUUAAAACAUGCCGAGUAUCUUCAUCGUCUAGUUGUGGUGAUCCAUCCGCCGCUCACAACAAUAUUGUCUUUAUGAAGGAUCCGAGAAAUCCCGGAGAUGAAAUUAAAUUUGAAUUUGACUCGAGUUUUGAUGAAGAGGCUUCACAGAAUGAAAUCUUUCAACAGGAAAUCCUUCCUGUGUUACCUUCUCUCUUUGAAGGUUUCAACACGACUGUAUUUUGUUAUGGUAUGACUGGGAGUGGCAAAACAUUUACCAUGCAAGGAGGGGAAACCCUUGAAAGCAUGGGCAUCAUUCCACGUGCUGUUCAACAUUUGCUCUUUGAAGUUUCCAACCGAAGAAGAGCAGUUGCAUCCUCUACAGAAGCAAACUCUUGCAAACUCUCUCUUUCCUAUCUCGAAAUUUACAACGAGAAGGUCUAUGAUUUGCUUGUAACUCCAUCCUCCUCUUCAUUCUCCACCACCACCACCUCGACAUUGAGAAAUUCCAUGUCAGGCUCUUCCAUCACGUGUGGUUCGCGAACCACACCAACUGAUCAACCUUCCUCCAUCUCUCCUUCUUCAUCGCCAACGAGUGCACUCGGCAAAGAUCUUCCUCUCCACGAAGAUAAAUACAAGAACAUUAUUGUGAAGGGUCUUACCAUGAAACCCAUCUCCAACUAUGAUGAAUUCUGUGAAUGGUUCUAUCAGGUGGGAAUGAAGAAUCGAAAAGUGGCCUCCACCAAACUCAAUGACCGUUCUUCUCGAUCUCACGCCAUUCUCACUCUCACUGUGAAGAAUAAGGACGAAAAGACAGGUCAAUGGCUCACUGGAAAAAUUAAUUUGAUUGAUUUGGCAGGCUCUGAGGACAAUCGUAAGACUGGAAAUACUGGAACUCGCCUCACUGAGUCGUCGAAUAUCAAUGCCUCUCUUUUCAGUUUGCGUAAAGUGGUCGAUCAGCUCAAUUCCAACAACACAAAAGUAUCGUACCGUGACAGCAAACUCACUCGAUUGUUACAAGAUUCAUUGGGAGGUAGCUCUCAAGCCAUCAUGAUCAUUAACAUUUCGCCUUUCACCGAUCACUAUAUGGAUACUUUUAAAUCUCUUCGUUUUGGUAUGAAAUCUCAAUCCAUUGUAAAUAAGCCAAUCAUUCAUGCCAGUUAUUUCGAAAGUGAGGAAGAAAAGGCAAAACUUGAAGGAAUGGCUAACAUUGGUUAUGGAGCAGAUCGAGAGACUCAACUCAAACUUCUCCAACUUGAAAAGGAAAAACAUUUGAUGCAUCGCAAGAUUGGUGUUCACACUUCCAAAACGCUCUCUUAUUCUGAUUUGAUUCAAGUUUCAAAUUUUGCAACGAAAGAAGAUUUGGAACGAGCUCAAGCAGAUUUGAGACAAGGUCUGUUAGAUCCAAUUUUGAAGAAGAGUAUUUCGUUACAGGAUGAAAUUCUUGACAGAUUGGCAAAAUUGGAGCGUUUUGCAUUGACUCAGCAACAACAAGGUUCUGCAUUUUCAUUAGAAAAUUCCCAAAGUUCAGAAGAACCUCACAACCAACAACAACAACUCGAUUACAUUAUGGACAUGAAGAAGAGGCUCCAUUCCUUACUCUCAGAACUUGAUCAUACAAAGAGUUCUCCAUCAACUUUGGCCUCACCUCAACAAGUGUCGAGCAUCGCCUCGCCAUGUUCAUCCUUAUUACCUCCUCCUCCUCUUCCACUACCACCUUCAUCUUCAAACUCAAUCAACACAUAUCAAACAACUUCAACACCUUCUUCCAAAGUGGUGGCGAGUGGUGUCCAUGGUGAUGAUUCUGUUAAAUAUUCAACUCCAAGAUCCUCCCAAUCGGUCACAUCUUCCUUGCAUUCCUUACCAACUCCUCCUCUCUUUUCAAAGCCCAUGAAGACGAUAGCUCCUCCCGGAUCUACCUCCUCGACAUCCUCAACACCUCCUGUUUCUUCUCAAAAGAAGAACAAUCCUUUACCAUUUCAACCUCCUAAAAUGGUACGGAAAAGUUUGUCAGAAAACAUUUCCAACGAUAACGGAAAGUCAUCAUUUGGAGGCAAAGUGACUCCCCUUAAAUCACCAGCUCUUCUUUCCUCCUCUUUGAGUUCACAAAAAAGGUCUAGUUCUACUGCUGGCAAAGUUUCGAGAACCCCACUUGCCAACAUUACCAAUCAUGUUCGAAAUCAUCGCUCCACACCUUCACCUUCAUCGGCAUGCACUUUUACUACACCAACCUCAAUGGGAAAGACCACACAGACAAACAAGACAACUACACCCAGCAACGUUGCCGUAGGUACAACAACAUCGACACCAAAACCUAACCAUGGCAUUGUGCUGGAAAAAGCAUCCUCUCUUGAGCAUUUAAAGCUUUCUUCGAAUCGUCAAAAAACAGCAGUGACUUUAAAAGCAUCCGUUGGUAAGAAGUCAAUGUCUUCACAACAUUGUUCUCCCUCAACCACCAUCACCACCACCACAACAACAACGAAAGUGGAAGUUGUUGCACCUUCCUCUCAGACACUCCAUCAACUAUUAAAACCAUCUGAUGCGUCCUCAUUGAAAAAACCAGAAACGAAUUCUCUCGAUUUUAACAUGACAGUAGGUUCCAUAUCUCCAAUUAAAAAUCGAGACAAUAAGGACAUGACACUACUCUUUCCUGAGAGUCACAAUAUCCAACAAAUAUUGUCAAGCCUUGAUCAUGUGAACACGGAUGACCUAUUUCCCAAGCUUCAAGAAAUCAAGACAAGUGACGAUGACACGCUGUAUGACACUACUGCCAAGUCAAGAAAUGAUGAAGAGUGUGACAAACUGACAGACCCCAAGAGUGAAUUCCAACUCCAACAGCCCACUAUGACUGCACAACGUUAUGAUGAUUCAGAGAAGACAAAAAAUCCUGCUGUCAAGAGAAAACGUUUCGAUUCUAUAGAAAGUGAAUGCGAGUCAGAUUCCUCUCAGAAGAUAACCGAUGGAGUUGAACAACCUAGUAAAAAGGUUCUACUCAACAAAGACAACAAGGAAAGCGUCACUAGAGUCACAAAAGCCUCUAAAAAGGUAACGAUCAAAGAAACGAUUGAACCAUUAAUUGACGACGACCACGAUGAUGAAGAGGAACACGAUCAUACUUCUGACGACUCUGAGAAAAAAUCCAAAACGACGUUCAAACCCAAACUCACCCUUAGAAGAGAAAAGAAAUCCAAACGUGUUUUUAAAAUCUAUGACAAUGCACUUCUUCUCGAGAAGAGUGAAUUUGCAUUGAAUGCACCAUCUGAAAGUACCAACCAUGUGAUGUCAACAGAAAAGUCAAGAGACAAGUUCACACUGGCACGAGAAUAUAUUAAGGAAGCCAAUACUGCUCUUAAAAAAGAAGGAAACAUUUCAAACGCUCUUGAACUUUACGAAAAAGCUUUACAACUUAUACCAAGCAAUGAAAAGUUGAAACAAAAGAUUACCAAACUCAAGCAACUCGAUAAAGAUCGGAACCGGACCGUGCAACAGAAUGACGUUCUGACCAUCAACACAACAUCUGCAUCUGAUGAAGAAGAGGAGUUUCAAUUGAAUCAUCUCGACGUCGAGGAUGUUGAGAUGAGCGAUGCAGUGGCACCACCACCACCACUCCUACAAGAAGAAGGAAUAUUUAAACCUUGUGUGACUAAUAACAUCCGAUCUCAAACAACGUCGAGUGAGGGAGACAAUGACUCUUGGGAAAAAUCGACCCAAGCUAAAUUACUUGAUUACUUGAAUGACACGAAUAAUGGAAUGAAACAGCUCAAGAAAUUGGCCACCAUUGGAGAUAAAAAGGCAGAGAAAAUUAUGGAGUGCAGACCUUUCAAAACCAUUUCAGAAUUGUCAAAAAUUGGGCUUGGGGAGAAGGGAAUUGCCACCUUGAUUGAAAAGAAUGAAAAACUCAUUUCAGAAUUGGAUGAGUGA